Heterotrigona itama is the source of this 1465-nucleotide messenger RNA. Lineage: Eukaryota; Metazoa; Arthropoda; Insecta; Hymenoptera; Apidae. The record is from the annotation of a GenBank genome assembly.
GAAAUAAUAAAGUAAGUAGACGUGAUCGUUCAAAUAGAAAGGAUAACGCAUCACAAGAUGAUAAGGAGGCAUUCAAUGACAAAACAAUGGUAAUGUAUUAUAAUGAUAUUAUUUCUGAAACAACAUCUGAAAUAGAAGACUAUAAUUAACGCAUAGUAAAUCUCUUAAGGCGCUCAGUACCGAAAGAACUCUGAAUGAACAACGAAAUAUAGACAUUCCAUUUACUGAGAAAUUAAUGAGAAACAAGAAAACAACUCGAGAACGAUCGUUAGAGUAUCUUGUUCAAGAUGAAGAAGGAAACAAGCAAACAAGAGAAGAAACUUCCACGGAAAAUAAUUCGUCAAUAAUCACACCUAAUACUGAAAACAUGCUUGUUAAUUUUAUCGAGCAUGUUAUUACUUCACGUGUUGAUAAAAGUCCAGCCACUACAUCGACUUCUUCGAAGGAAAAGUUUUUUGGACCAAUGAUUCCAAUAGAGGAGCGAGGUAAACUUCAAGAAAGAUCUUCGAUUGGAGUAGUCGAAAACGUCGACGUCGACGUCGAAACACCAAUACAGAAAACUGUUAAUAUAUCUACGAGGAUGAUAGAAACUUUGGAUAAUAGCGAAUUAUCUGAAGAAUUGGUAAAUUAUGGCAGUAAAAAUAUUAUCGAGGAGAAAAGAACACUGAUAGAGAUAAACAGGAAUAGCAAGUUGCUUGCCUCACCAGGCACGAUACACAGAAUAGUAUUUGAUGUAAUGAAUAGCUGUGUUUUGCCUGUCAGAUACACAUUCAGAGUAAACAGCACUCCUUUCAGACUGUAUAACGUUCAACCAACUUCCACAUGGGUAUAUCCUGGACAAAUGUGCAAUAUAGAGAUAGAUUUAGUUAUACCCAAUAAUGUUGCACCAGAUACAGCUAAUACUGUUACAUUAUCUAUUUUGGGUACAGAAAUAAAAGAAAAAUCUGUAUACUUAUAUGUGCAAGGAUCACUUUCAAAGCUAACCGAUGAUAUAAAACCAACUAUGGAAUACUCUUUCAAUGAUAACUGCGCUGGAAAAUUAGAAAAAGACAGAUGCUAUAAAUCCCGUUGGAGCAUUGAUAUUACAAUUCAGGACUACGAUUCAGGUUUAAAACGUGUCAUAUCAUCAGUAAAUAAUAUUUAUCCACGUACGGAAUUUAUUGGUGGCACAAGAAGUCCUGUAACAUUUUAUUACUCUGCCACGUGUUGUGAAAAGACUGUCAAAAUUACAGCAAUAGAUUUAUUAAAUAAUUACAACACUAUGACAAUAGAUGUCACAGAAUGGAACAACCUAUCAGAAGCACAAAUUGCAGCUAUUACAAUGGGGGCAUUGUUAGCUUUGCUACUCCUUAUUGUAAUCAUUGUUUCUAUUAUAUAUUGCAUUCAAAAAAGGAAAAGUCAUGAUUUUCCUUAUACACAACGAUAUGGAUCUAGACCACCUACGCAGCCAGAAAGAACUAAUUUC